AUGAUCUUCGUUAACCAAUCAGUAGAUGUGCCAAGUAUCGCUGAAUGUCACCAAGAUAUCGUUCAAGCGGACCCUACUAUUGGAUUUGAAGUCGCAGCGGCGGCUUUAAAAUGGCAUCGAAUGUCCCGAGCCCACCGCUCCAAGGACCAGGAUAAUUUCCGACUCACGACCCUAUCAGAAUACCUUAAAGCGAUUGUUGAAGAUGCUACUACGGACGUCAAUCUUUCCAUGAUCCGCUUCGCAGGAUCAACCCAGCUCACCUCUCAGCAAGGCCAGGAUCCCAUCCUGAAGUGUAUAGUGGAUCUCUGGGCAAAACAUCGAGUCAUCGUCAAAGAUCUUUUUUCGUAUGAGAAAGAUUGUCUCGAGCGCAAGGUUAACGGCUCCGCAGUCGUCAAUGCCAUACACGUCCUACAGAGCGAGCACAAUGUAUCUCUUGGAGCGGCGAAAGAGGUUGCACGUAACAUCCAGCUGGACAUAGAACGAGAGAUGCACGGUCUUUACAAGGAGGUCUUGGGUAGGACAGGCACGGAUAGCCCGGAAGCCCGAUACGUCCGGGCGCUUGUCGAAAAUCUGGCCGGAAAUGUGUUUUAUUCCUCCACCGCAGAGAGAAAUGCGAUGCCUUUGCUAGAACAGAAACUUCACCAUGGAAUAUGGGAGAGCUAG
Messenger RNA from Aspergillus caelatus, 663 nucleotides. Its product is annotated as terpene synthase family protein. Bases 1 to 663 code for a protein of 220 amino acids. The record is from RefSeq and is a predicted model, not a curated record. The transcript has 5 exons. Lineage: Eukaryota; Fungi; Ascomycota; Eurotiomycetes; Eurotiales; Aspergillaceae.